Messenger RNA from Tilletiopsis washingtonensis, 345 nucleotides. RefSeq lists its product as hypothetical. The transcript has 2 exons. NCBI's taxonomy places the organism in Eukaryota, Fungi, Basidiomycota, Exobasidiomycetes, Entylomatales. The annotation marks the transcript as partial. The record is from RefSeq and is a predicted model, not a curated record.
AUGGGCCGCAUCCGCCACAAGCGCACGCACCACGCCCGCCGAGACGUCUCGCGCGGCGCCCGCACGCGCGCCCGCCACCUCGAUGCGGACCAGGUGCACGCCAACCUGAGCAACCCGGCCAAGUCGGACGCGCUGCUGGCGCCCGCUGCGCUCGACAUUGAUGCGCCGGGUCUCGGUCUCUUCUAUUGCAUCCCCUGCGACCGGCACUUCCCUUCCGAGAAGGACCGCGCCACGCACCAGGCGAGCAAGCUGCACAAGCGUGCCGCCAAGCGCGCCCUCGAGGAGCCGCACACCGUCGAGGCCGCCGAGCGCGCCGCCGGCGUCGGCGUUGACAACCGCCAGCGC